AUGUUUCCGCUUUUGAUUUUCCCAAUUUCCAUAAUAAGAAAAUUAAUUAUUUGGCCGUCCUCAUCUUCAUCAUCGAAUGAACUGUAUUCUUUAGCAGCAAGAAAUUUGAACGAAAAUUUUAAAAAGAAGAUUAAUAUGUUGGAGAGCCAGAGAUAUUAUCAAAAUACUCCAAAAGAAGUUCAGUUCAAUCCCUAUGCUUUUAAUGGAGGAACUGUACUAGCCAUUUCUGGUGAAGAUUUUGCUGUGAUAGCUUCAGACACAAGACUUAGUCAGGGCUUCUCAAUUCAUUCUCGAACUAGUCCAAAAAACUAUAAACUAACUGACAAUACAGUGCUUGGAUGUGCUGGUUUCCAUGGAGAUUGUCUGACUUUGAUGAAACAUAUCAAUGCAAGACUUCAGAUGUAUUACCACGAGCAUGGAAAAAGAAUGAGCUGUCCAGCUGUUGCUCAAAUGCUAUCAGUCAUCUUGUAUUCAAGACGAUUUUUCCCAUUUUACACUUACAACAUUCUUGCUGGACUGGAUUCAGAAGGAAAAGGAUGCGUUUACAGUUUCGAUCCAGUUGGUUCUUACGAACGUGAAAUAUUCCGGGCCGCUGGUUCCGCCUCGUCCUUGCUGCAACCUUUGCUGGACAACCAGAUUGGUUAUAAAAAUCAGGAGAGAGCCUCGGAGAUUCCCGCCCUCACCAAGGAGAAAGCUGUCGCUCUCGUUAAAGAUGUUUUUACGUCUGCGUCAGAACGCGAUAUUUACACAGGCGAUGCCGUCGUCAUACAUUUGAUAACUAAAGACGGGAUACACGAGGAUUCGUUUCCGUUACGACGGGAUUAGAUGGGAUAUUGAACUACUUAUAUUUCAUAGACUUUGCCAACUUACGCCUGUUUCAAUUUGGCAAUGAAAACUGAAGCUUUUGAAUGAUAGAAAAAUUUUUAUUGUUCUUUCA
Molecule: messenger RNA, 937 nt
Organism: Xenia sp. Carnegie-2017
Lineage: Eukaryota; Metazoa; Cnidaria; Anthozoa; Malacalcyonacea; Xeniidae
Product: proteasome subunit beta type-1-B-like
Exons: 7
Coding region: 1-825 (274 amino acids)
Cellular component (GO): proteasome core complex
Source: RefSeq, a predicted model, not a curated record